AACAGAAGAAAAAAGGAGAAGCAGUCCGGCGGUGACCCGACCCAUCACCCGCUGUCGCGUUGGUUCCUCGUCGGCUUCGAGCUUUUACGACAUGUCCUGUCGACAUUCGUGCUCGGUUUAACAACCAUGUCGGGUUACUCGUCGUCAGGCCGUAGACAUACUCAGCUGUUGAAACUGACCUACGGAUAAGAAUGCCUUUGUUGCGACGCUAGCUAGCUGGACCUAGCCUAGCUUCAGGAUGGACAGCUGAGAGCUAGCAGAGGGGGUGGGGGAACAGAUACAUGUCCGGUGACUGAAACUGGAGAGCGUCGGCUCUUGAGUUAAAAAAAAAAAAAGGGAGUGCGAGUUUUGUGGGUGCCUCGGGGCACCUCCGAACCGCGUAGACGAUGAAGAACUGCGAGUACCAGCAGAUCGACCCACGGGCGCUGUCCGUUUCGCCGCUGUCGGCUCAGAACCCCGCCGAGACGAAGGCGCAGCGGCCGCGGAGGAAGUGGGAAGCGUUCCCGGGGAAGAACCGGUUCUUCUGCGACGGCCGCCUCAUCCUGGCCAGACAGAACGGCGUCCUCCCUCUCACGCUGGGCCUUAUCGUUGUCACCAGUGGCCUUUUCUUCGCUUUCGACUGCCCCUUCCUGGUGGAGCACCUGACGGUCUGCAUACCGGUGAUAGGAGGGCUGCUCUUCUUGUUCGUGGUCGCCUCGCUGCUGAGGACCAGCUUCACAGAUCCAGGCAUUUUACCCAGGGCCACCGCGGAGGAAGCCGCGGACAUCGAAAGGCAGAUAGAUACCUCAGGAUCCUCAACGUAUCGCCCGCCUCCUCGCACCAAGGAGAUCCUCAUCAACCAGCAGGUGGUGAAGCUCAAGUACUGCUUCACCUGUAAGAUGUUCCGGCCUCCGCGGACCUCCCACUGCAGUCUGUGUGACAACUGCGUUGAGCGGUUUGACCACCACUGCCCGUGGGUGGGCAACUGCGUCGGCAAACGCAACUACCGCUACUUCUACAGCUUCAUCAUCUCUCUGUCUUUUCUGACGUCUUUUAUAUUUGGCUGCGUCGUCACACACAUCACGCUCCGUACUCAAGCAGGUAAAAGCAUUGUUCUAGCCAUUCAGGAGAGCCCUGCAAGUGUGGUGGAAUUGGUGAUUUGCUUUUUCUCCAUCUGGUCCAUUCUGGGCCUCUCAGGCUUCCACACCUACUUAGUAGCCUCCAACCUCACCACCAACGAAGACAUUAAGGGGUCCUGGUCAAGUAAGCGGGGAGCAGAGGAGUCUGGGAACCCCUACAGCUAUAGCAACAUCCUAACCAACUGCUGUGUUACGUUAUGCGGCCCCAUGCCUCCAAGCCUGAUCGAUCGGAGAGGGUUCCUCGCUCCUGAUGAGGGGAUCCCCGUGGCUUCGGCCUCAGAGAUAGAGCUGCCUCCGUUCACGCCCAAGAGCGAAGCAAACAUGUGCACCCAGAGCACAAAGGACGUCUUGGAGAGGAUGCUCCGCUCCUCUGACUUUCAUGGCCUCUGCCCUUCAGGGACCCCGAAGACAUCCCCUCUGGUCCCGGAGGUCCCCGGCGCCCCGCCGGCCGCAAAACCCCCGGUCUCCUCCGGCUGCUCGCGACAGCUCGCCCACCGGGCUGUGGUGGACCCCUGCCCCCCGUUCAGCAAAAGCAUCCGGAGAGACUCGCUGCACUCGAUCAAUCCGGCCUUCCGCCUGGCUUCUCCCUCGCCGACGCUUAGCCGCAGCGUGCUGGUUGUGGGCGACGGACCCGACGUCGGUUUCCCCCCGCAGCACUGAGGCCUCGGGUCGCCAUCAGAGGCAGGCAGUGGUUUUUUCGGACACAAAGACGCUCGUGAUGCAUGUCGGAAUUUGGUGUCUCAAGAUGUCCUCGUGAGGAGUCGCGUUUGUCUUCAGUCGCCGGUGUCCAGUUGUACACGUCCUUCAAAAUGGAGGGGAAUCUUAGUAACACUCGAGAGCACAAUAGAGAUAUUUUUUCACGUCUUUUUAUUUAUUUAUUUUUUUUUUUUAGGAUGCUCGAAAAGUCCCACCGCUCCUGCAGAGCCUCGGCGUUUAAGCUCCUGCUGAUAUCGUAUGCAAGCGAAGGUUUUUUUUUUAAACGCGGGGGAGGCGUUUGAUUUUGGUUGUUCACGUAAAGAGGCCAGAAACGAAGGUCGGACCUGGUUAAAUACCCCGGAUAGUGAGCCAUUUUAACACGAAUAGCCUCUUGAAUUGUCGUCUACAUUGUCCUGUCUAUGUUUGAUGGAGCGGUUAUAGCUGGAUGAGUGUUUUAUAAGGAAGAGCAAAGGGACACUUUGUUUUUAGUUUUUAUAUUAAUGUAAAACACUGCAGCUGCCCGUUUCGUUUUGUGACCACGGUUAGGGAUUUGGAUCUGGAUCUGGGAAGGUAGUGAAUCCUUAUGUAAGAAAGCAAAAGCUUUGUAAAGAAGCCCAGGUUGCUUCCUUGAGGUUCUGUAAAAGGUUUCGCAAGAUCCUGAGUUACUUUUGUGAGAUCCCAAUAAAAGACUCGCCAGAUGCCAAGCUGCUUUAGAGACACAUGUUACCUUUGUGAGAGCCCACAAAACUUUUUGAGAGAGUCUUAGUUGCUUUUGCUGAAUCCUGCAACAAUUUUGCUGCAUCCCGAGUUGGAUUUUUCCAGAUCUCAAGUUACUUUGGGAGAGAUCGCACCAAGGAUUUGUGGGAUCCUGAGUUACUUUUUGGAGAAUGCAAGAUUUUUAUCUGAUCCUGGAAAAGAUUUUCACUAUUCUGGUUUACUUAAGCCAGACCCUGCAUAGGUAGAGCGAUCCCACAUUGCUUUUGUUAGACCCGCAAUUAAAGUUGCAUGAUCCUGCAAAAGCUUAAUGAGACAAACGUUUUCUGCAAGAUCCAAAGAUGAUUUUGUUAAAUACCACUAAAGUUUUCCAGGAUCCUGAAGUAUUUUUGUGAGAUCCUUCAAAUAAAUGCAAGACCCCCGAGUUGCUAUUAUGAGAGCCUUGAUCACUUCUACCAGAUCCUGCAAAGAUUUUGCAUGAUUCUGAAGUACUUUUGCAAAAUCCCUGGAUGUUUUUUUUUUUUUUUUUUGUGGGAUGUUGCAAAAGCUUUGGAAGAUCCUGAAUUACCGUUAUAGCAAUCGUCUAAAAGUUUGCUUGCAAUGGCAUGAAGCUGCCAGUCGUUGGUGGAAUCGUUACAAGAAAUGCUUGAACUUCCUUUAUUUGAAGUUUAUGCAGUUCUUGUAGUUUGUUGUUUCAGGAAUUUAUAUUAUCUGAAACAUGCACAACUCUAUUAAUGUCCAAAGAAAGGGCAAAUGCAUAAAAAUGUAAACAAAUAGAACAUUUUAAUUAAUUUUAACAGAUGUAAUUGGUGAGAUCCAAAAAAAAAAGGGUUAAAAAA
This is a messenger RNA of Fundulus heteroclitus (mummichog), 3367 nucleotides long. It is a transcript of the gene zdhhc18a, whose product is annotated as zinc finger DHHC-type palmitoyltransferase 18a. Bases 387 to 1778 code for a protein of 463 amino acids. Gene Ontology annotation, biological process: protein targeting to membrane; peptidyl-L-cysteine S-palmitoylation. The transcript is spliced from 9 exons. Gene Ontology annotation, molecular function: protein-cysteine S-palmitoyltransferase activity. The record is from RefSeq and is a predicted model, not a curated record. Gene Ontology annotation, cellular component: endoplasmic reticulum; Golgi apparatus. Lineage: Eukaryota; Metazoa; Chordata; Actinopteri; Cyprinodontiformes; Fundulidae.